Linepithema humile (Argentine ant) is the source of this 1779-nucleotide messenger RNA. It is a transcript of the gene pch2, whose product is annotated as pachytene checkpoint 2 protein. NCBI's taxonomy places the organism in Eukaryota, Metazoa, Arthropoda, Insecta, Hymenoptera, Formicidae. The record is from RefSeq and is a predicted model, not a curated record. Gene Ontology annotation, biological process: meiotic recombination checkpoint signaling; reciprocal meiotic recombination. Gene Ontology annotation, cellular component: chromosome; nucleus. Gene Ontology annotation, molecular function: ATP binding; ATP hydrolysis activity.
AACAUGGCAGUAUUAGCCGGUAAAAACAGUGAAAAGGAUAAGAAGCAAAGAACGAAAGACUGAAAAAGCCACUCAUUAUUUAUGAAAUAAUAGAAGAUUUGAAAUUCCAUUGAAAUCUCACCUAUUUUGUGGCAUCAGUAAUUAUUUUAUCUCAUUUUGUAAUUUUUCGCAUCCUGUCAAAAACGUUUAUAUAAACAUAAAAAUGAACAAAGAAAACAUAUUACAUGUGGAAAUAUGUCAACAUGCUAACAGCACUUUGUCGAAAGAAACCAUUGAAAAUAUAGUACAAGCAAAGCUUAAGUCAAUGGAAGAGAUAUCUCUGGAUAUUGUUUUACGUGGUGAAGAUUUAGUUAAAAACACAAUAAAAGAUGAAAUGGAAAUAGAAAAUCACUCUAUAGAAGAUAACUUUAAGUCAGAUGAAAUUAUAAAACAUCAUGUUGAAUCUGUUGCAUGCUCUUCUGACCAUUUAGAGAAAGGAACAGUGAAAGUUGAAGGACUCAUCUUCAAGUAUUAUAUCUACAGACUGGUAUACGAAGAUGGUGCCACAGAAACAAUGCAUUCUGAUUCUGAUGAAUUGCCAGUUAUGUCUCACUGGAUGUUACCUGCAAAGGAAUUUCACUAUAUGUGGGAAAAUCUGUAUUAUGAUUGCAACAUAAAAAACAACUUAUUGCGUUUUGUGGAAACAACAAUGUUAUUUUCCGAUUUGACUGUUAACUCUAAUAUUAUAAGCUGGAAUAAAGUAGUGUUACUGCAUGGUCCUCCAGGUACAGGCAAAACCAGUAUGUGCAAAGCUCUAGCUCAAAAAGCUACCAUUCGUUUAGAAAAGCGCUUCCAGUAUGGAGAAUUCAUAGAGAUUAAUAGUCACAGUCUAUUUUCAAAAUGGUUUUCUGAGAGUGGGAAGCUUGUUAUGAAGCUAUUUGAUGAAAUAAAAACUAUGGUCCAAGAUGAAAAGACAUUGGUAUGCAUUUUGAUUGACGAGAUAGAAUCAUUAGCACACGCACGUAAAUUAUGCAGCAAUGGGACUGAACCAUCUGAUUCCAUACGCGUUGUAAAUGCGCUUCUUACGCAAUUGGAUCAAAUCAAGCGAUAUCCGAAUGUUUUAAUCCUCACAACGAGCAACAUGACACAAGCUAUAGAUCUGGCAUUUGUCGAUCGAGCAGACAUAAAACAGUAUCUUGGAUAUCCAUCCGAAAGCGCUAUUUAUAGCAUUUACCAUUCGUGUCUGAGGGAGUUAAUGAGGGUUGGAAUUUUGGAGGAUGAAAAAAUAUACGACAUAUCGGAUCUAAAACGUCAAAAACUAUUCGGAUACACGGAAGAUUCUGAGAACAGUGUAAAACUAUUGCAACUUAGUCGCGAGAGCGAAGGCUUGAGUGGACGUAUCUUAAGAAAGAUACCAUUUUUAGCGCACGCUCUUUAUUUAUCCGCAGAGAAGUUUACGAUGGUCGAAUUUCUAGAGGCUAUGCAUUCAGCUAUAUCGAAACAAAAUCAGCAAGAUGUCGAGCUUCGUGAAGAAAAAGUUUCUGAGGUCCAGUUUUGCACCGAUUCCGCCUCCUCGUCGCGCAAUCGCCAUUAAAAUCACUGAGAUGCGACCGCUAUUAAAGUCACGCUUCGUUCCGCACCGGCGAUGCGGACUAUACUUUGCGCGGUACGCUAGUUCUUCAUACAAUAUUUAUCACGACGUACUUUUAUUUCGAAUGGACUACAGUUACCAGUGCGGGUCUUAUCUACUGUACAGCGAAACACAACAGACAACGUGAUAAUAAAUAACUUAAAAAUUCA